UGAGUUGUAACUAAACUGCGCUGCUGGCUGUGAGUGCUGCACUUCUCCGCGAAUACAAACUCCAAAUUCAUUCAAGGUUCUUUAUUGCACCACCGUAACCACCACCACUCCCACCAAAGAAUCCCUCUGCCAUCAUACCUUCAUCCACACAAGAGUCAAGAAUCGAAUCCCCUUGUCGCUUCAUCUUCCUUCCCUGCAAUUUCUGUACAUUAUUCUGUUCUCCCACUUCUGCCUUGCUCCUGCACAUCAAGGCUUUUAGAUCAUUCGAUUCAACUUCUCUUGACCUCAGUGACAACUUCAGCAGUCACUCUAAUCAAAGCCUUUUCCCGCUACUAUCACUGUCUACAGCUUGUCUAUCCUGUCCUCAGAUAAAUCCCCUCACUGACCUCCGACGUCGUCUUUGCCCUCCUCACCUCCAAUCUUGAAAUCAGAUUCUGCCUGCAUCGCAUCGUCAAAGGCAAAUCUCACCUGUCUCAUGCAGCCUAUGCUGCCACAACACGGGGUUUAGAGAAGAUGGGGAAGGUUACGAGGAAGCCACAGGAAAAGCACAAGGUGUCGUUGUCUCCUGCGGUCUCGGAUCUCGUCAAAAAGGUUACCACUGUCGGCCUCGCAGAUCUACCGGCCCUCAUCAAUGGAUGGUCCCAGCGAUGGCCUUACCCCCGCGGGGACUUGAACAAUUGGAUUGAACCUCUUGAUCGCUUCGACUCUAUCCUUCAAUCCUUCAUCACCAAAUAUGGCCUCGAUCAGGGUCCGCAAGUAAUUCCCUUUGGCACCUCUCUCCUGCUCGAAGGAAGCCCUGGAGUUACCGAAGAGAGAUUAAAGGAACUCAAAUUCGGCCCUGAAGGCGACAGAGAGUUGAUCGAGGUCAUCCUCGUCUUUUCCAAGCUCCUUGUCGAGAAAUGUGCCAAUCGAGCCGUCUACAAUAGCACCGACCGUCUGAAUGACCUGCUCAACACAACCUCUCUCUCUCUCCUGCGAUGUACUCUGCGUAUCACAUUCUACCUGGCUCAGAGAUAUGCUGAGCGUCCUCCCCACCCGCAACAAUUGUCUACAAAAUUCUACGAUUUCGAUCAUGGCCGCCUUCAAAAACUCGCCGCCCCGUUCGAUCAACCGCAGACUCCAGCCCUCAAGAGAACGCCCACCUCUCCCCUCAAGCAAAAGUCCAAAGACAAACUGACCCAUGCCAGCAAGGCCAGGCGAAAUUCCACAUCCACAUCUCCCAAUGAUUUCCGUGCUCUUUGCAGAGACCCACCUGCCCAAGGUGAUCGCCAUAAAUCGUCAGCUGCACCUGAUCGAGACUGGCAACAGUGGGCUCAUGUGAAGGUUUCGUGGAAGCAAGCAGUCAUUGGUGAUCAUCCUUCCAGUGCUAGUCAGACACACGCAUCCGACAUGCCAUCGACACCCACUCCGACUAGACAUCCAGUCUUGCCAUCCUCAAGAUUCGAGCCGGCCGAUUCACCCUCAGACCCCUCACACACCCAAGAUCUCUCCAAGUCCGCUGCCUCUGACCAGAGGACAAUCGAGUAUUCAUUUGUAGACCUGACCGGUCAUAAGAUUGAAGACUUGUUAGCCGAAGCCCCCGACAAUAUACCCGCCGACGUCAAGUAUGACUUGCUGCAUCAGUUACGUGUGGCAUAUGGUCUGGUCACUUCUUCCAAAACUCGCAAGGAGUUGUUGGCAGUUCGACUCCUCGCAAUCGCAAGUCUUGCCAAUGUUUUCACCGAAGCUGAACUGGCCCAAAAGGUCUUCCAGGUUGAGGGAACGUCUUUCAAGCCCCACGAAUUAAUUCAACAACUAGUCGGUCUGACUCAUGACCCGAAGAAAGGCCAGGGGUCUGUCCCUUUGUACUUGCAGACCAUUGCAAUGGAAACCAUGGGUGUUCUGGCGCCUCACAAGUUGUUUGCUUCCGACAUCAAUGCCGCGCUCGGCGCAGGUUCCGCUAAUGGCUUGCUGGCUCAACUCACCCAAAAAGGUCUCGCCGACAUCGCCAAGGGGGAGGGAAGCAGUACCGAUAAUGUCGUCGGUGAUGACUGGAGAGAUGCCAUUUUCUCUCUGCCGAGGACCCUAAUCGAAGCCACUGGUCAUCAUGGUCGGUCUAGCGAGCCCGUCAUUGCUGCAUCAUUCGUCUCGGCCUAUCUGACUGGCUUCAACAUCACCACCGCAAAGGCCAUGCGAGUCCAUCUUCGAAUGCUGGAUUUCGUCAAGACUUUCUUCCACCACUUCAAAGAUGGCAUGGCAACCUUGAUGGCCAGCAAUGCCUUUGAAGCCAUCAGUACGCUCCUGGGAAAACUUGUCAGCGAUGCCUCGCAAAUGUAUAAGGAUGGUGAGGGUAUUCCUGCUCAGUUUCGCACCCGUGCAACCGACUAUGAGAUCCCAUACAUGCAUCAACAGAUUAUCCGCUCUGUCAUUGAUAUGAUCAACGACAUCAGUGGCCAUCAAGAUCCCCAGGCUGAUCGCGUGCUGAGAAGUCUGGUAGACUCACAGGCACUGCUUCAAGCCUUCCGCUUGAUCGCGGAUAACCUUCCGGCAUUUGGCGCUCAUACUUGGAGCGAGGUCGUCAAGGCUGUGUGUGGGUUCCUCCACAACGAGCCCACCAGCUACACAGUCAUUUCUGAAGCUGGAAUUGUUCAGAGUCUAUUGAACACGGUUAAUGGCUCCCAGUCUGUCAAGGCUAGCUCAUCGUUGUCACCCGACGCGGACCAUGUCUCUUCCGUUACUCGAUAUCAGGCUCCCGGCAUCCCGCCCUCCAUCGAUGCCAUCAUCAACAUUUCGCAAGUCUUUGGAGCUAUCUGCCUGACAAAUGCUGGUUUCGAGGCUUUCAAAUCUUCGGGAGUGCUGGAUGCCUUCUUCACCAUCUUCGAGUCCCCCCCCCACGUCAAGGUCCUCAAAGACACAAACACUUUGGCACUCCUGGGGUCUACAUUCGAUGAACUUGUCCGUCAUCACCCGAACCUGCGAACAUCUAUCCUUAGUGCCGUCAUUGUCAUGAUUGCUCGUGUCCGACAUAUUUGUCGUUCAUUGGCGGUUACUCACGGCGCGGGACCAAAACUUUGGCUCCCAGCCAAGGAAGAUGUUUUUGAUCCCUGUGGUGGUCGUCAGUCGCUCUCCCUGGAAAUUCUACCGCCUGUGAAUCCGGGAGUGGACGGUUCGCAGAAUUCGCACUCCCUCAAGUUGCCGAAUGGUCGAACCCUGCUUCUGGUCGACGAGACUCUUCCACCCACCGAUGCAGCGGUGGCCCCAGCCGACUCUGAUGGCCAUGGUUUGUCGGCGAAUGAUUAUGCGAGACCUGCCAUUGCUUUUCUGGUGACAUUCUUCGAGAACCAAACCCUUUGUACCAAUUUUCUUGACUAUGAUGCUGCCGAUUUGGUCCUUGAUUUCAUCACCCUUCCCAGUCUGCCAGUCGGAGAACAAGCUUUCGCCCGUCAGGAUGGCCUUUUCCAAGAAUUAGCUUCCGCGGUUCACAUGAUGGCGGAAACGAAACCUGGUAUAGUACUGCCGGCACUUGUCGAUCGUGCUCGCUUUGCCUGCGCUGAGUUGAAGCACUUUAGCCAGAAUCAGCCAAAUGAUUGGACUUGUUACUUCGCACCCCUUAUCAAGCCCGGUAUCUCCAAUGCCGGAGAAGGAAACAACACGUCCUCUUACAUCGAAAUGCACGGAACACGAGUGGUCAAGAGUUUGAUGGCCACGUUCUGCCUCUCGCAAGUUCUGGCCGAGGUCUUUAAUGCCCCGAUGUACAGCACACGGUCGGCGCAAACUUAUCUCUUCGGCAACGUUAACCUCGCGGAUAUCCUUGCAGAGGUUAGUAAAAUGUUGGGCAGCAUCUCAGCUGCCUGCUAUCGCGAGGAAAUAGCCCUUCAGCGCUCGAUCCCACAGAAUUGGUUGGCGGCAACAAAGCCUGAGCACUUUUCGACUGGGGACGAUGAAGUGGACAAAGUCCUGAGCGUCCGACCGAAAGGCAAUUCUCCCGGGGAUAACACGUCUUCCGACCUGCUUGACAUGAGCGAUCCGGAAAAGCUUGACACUGAAUCCCUGGAGGAGGCGAAGCGGACGCCCUUCUUCAGGAAUGUCCAGGUGCUUCGAUAUCUCUUGAUUGUGACGCCUGCUGCGAACACCGAGUUCCUGUGCCGGCUGGGUCGUGGCAUUGUCUGCCGUCGUCGGCCAGACACCUUUGCCAAGCAAAAGAUCGCCUUGGUUGCUGGCGCCCUGUCUGCAGCCUACAUGACACAGUUACAGCCCUACUUCCUUGGCCCAGAGCGGUCGCAAGAUCAGACAUUCGAGGACCUAGACGCGCGCUUUACAUACUUGGUUGUUGCACUCGACAAUAUUCGCCGAAGCUUUUACGAUGAUAGCAAUUCCUCAGCAGGGCCUUUACCUGCUGCACGCCAGAGCUUUGUCGUAGAAACGUUCCGAAAGGCGGGGGGCAUCAAAGCCCUCACCAAAAUCGGCACCGAGUUCUUCGACAAGCUCAAGUCUUGUAAGGUCGAGCAGUCAAUAUUUUGCGCCAAUGCAGGUCUCAAGAUCUGUCUGGAUAUCCUGGACGAGUUUACUAAUUCCAAAACCAUCAUGGAGUCGUUGCAGUCACAUACCUUGAAAAACCCGGAGCCUCAGAAAGCUUAUUUCUUCGUUCCAUCCCAGGUCCUCCUCAGCUUGAGGGUUGAGGCCCUCCCACUGACGCGUUUGAUCUGGGAAAGCGAUUAUGCAGACCAGGCUUCCAAAGACGUUGUUCAGAAACUAGUUUCCAUCCUCAAACACGUUCUGACCGGCGAUGCGGAAGCGGAAGCCAUUCAGAGCAGUGCUCGUCAACCUCUGAUUACUCCUGGUCCUGCUAGAAAGCCGACCAUAGAGCCGUCAAAGGUCAGCACGCUCCAGGAUAAGGGCUAUGAUGAGGCUCUGGCCCGGGAAGCCAUCUAUCGCACAAAUACGCAGACCUCUGGUUCUAACACAGCCGCUGAGGAGUAUUGCAGAGCCAUCACGGCUAAUGCGCGACGCAGACGUCUCCCGAUUCCGGACAGAGAGAUCGAAGCUUCACAAUCCGCUCAUCAGACACCGACUGCCAUGAGCCCGCCAGUCAACUUCCCAUCAGACCCCCUUGCAGCUGCUCUUUUUGGAUCUCCCUCUCGACCAACCGAGGCCGCAUUCGCCUCGAGGAUGAACAAUGACUUGGAAGACGAUGACAUGGGAGAUGGCAUGUUGCAUAAUCAAGGAACUGUGACUGUGUCACGACGUUCAGAGAACCCAUCUGAGCCGGUUUCAUCUGCCAUGGACAUCCACAAUAUCCUCAAUGAUGAAUCAGCUCGCUCGCAGCCCGUAUCCGCCGAAAAUGACCGACCAGAGUCGUCUGUGAUGUACUCCGUUGAGACCAUUAGCACAGAACGAGUUGCUAUCCGGGAGGAACUUGCAGAUCAUUGUAAUAAUGUUCUCAAUACUCACCAGAACCUCACCUUUGAACUCUCGGACCUGAUCCUCAGUGCCACAAAGAAGCUAAGCGAAGAUGAUGCCAAAGAAUACUGGCGCACCACCUCUGACCUACUUGUGACGUCCUUGUUGUCAAUGCAAGUUGAUGACGACAUCAGCGAAGGCCGGGGCAAGAAAAUCGCGGCUGCAGCACAUCUUGUCGCUCUUCUUAUUCAAGAUAGCGAUGUCUUUAAAGAUACCCUUGGUGUCUACCAAGACUCGUUCGAAGGUCUCCUGACUUUUCUCCAAAUUCCAGCAGGCAGUGAGCGUUCGGCAGAAGAUUCUUUCCAAUGGGUAGCGCCUGUCUUGCUGAUCAUGGAGAAAAUGCUGUCCAAAGACAGUGAGCCCUCCGAUGUCAAGUGGGAGCCCCCCAGCGAUCUAGAGACCAGCAAAAAGGCCCUAAUUAUCCCUGUGUCGAUCCUGACUCACGAGCAAAAAUCUGAUCUAUUUGACGCUUUGAUGGGCCUAUUGCGAAGAGUUGGUAAGGACAAAACGAUGGCCUUGGCAAUUUGCCGAAUCCUCGUAAUUCUCACUCGUACACGAGAGAUUGCGACUCGCCUAGGCGAGAAGCGGAAUCUUCAGAGUCUUUUCCAUAUGAUAAAACAACUUGCCAAUGGAGUCGGACAUCGACUUCAGAGCUCUUUCAUGACUGUUCUAAGACACAUUAUUGAAGACGAAGAGACGCUGCGGCAAAUUAUGCGCAGCGAAAUCCGUGGAGUUUUUAACGGACGAAAUUCGACGCGGCAGAUGGACACAACUGCAUAUAUUCGAGAACUUCACCAUCUCGUCUUACGUUCGCCAGAGAUCUUUGUUCAAACUACCAGCGAACUCGUCAAGUUUUCGUCAUGGGCUCCACAUAGCAGUUCGGGGUUGGCCCUUCAAGAACCCCAAAGUGGGCGUUUGCAAGACACCACAACCCAGGCCAAUUUCUCAAACGACGACGUAGUCAUGGAACCUACGGCAAGUGUUGAAUCGCCAGACGACCAUGCAGAUGGCGGACACAAGAGUAAAGGCCCCGAGUUGAAGGCUCCGGUUGUUGAGCAUCCCGACGGAGUGAUUCACUUCAUACUUUCGGAGCUUAUGAACUACAAAGAUGUGGAGGAUGCGCAGGUAGUCACCGAGACUUCUACAACCAAAGCAAGUCCCCAGGCCAGCGAUGGCCCUAACUCUGGAUCAACUGGAGAGACCCGGGAAGAUUCAACUCCUCAGCCUUCCACGCCCUCAAAGCAUGACGCGAGCAAGUUUAGACCUGAGGAUCACCCCAUCUUCUCGUAUCGUUGCUUCCUGAUGUAUACCCUGACUGAGUUGUUGCAUUCGUACAACCGCGCCAAGAUCGAGCUCAUCAACUUUUCAAGAAAGGCAGAGUCUACCGCCAGUACUCCGUCCAAACCUCGGUCAACAGUUCUGAAUUAUUUUCUCAAUGGGCUGAUCCCUUCCUGCUACAUUGACAAAGAUGACUCCGUUCACUGGCGGAAGAAAUUCCUUACUAGCGACUGGGCAAUACGCGUUCUCGUUGCUCUCUGCGCAAAGACCGGGGAAAAGAAUUCGUUCACUCCUGGUUCUCGCCACGCUUCAACCAACACCGUUGACGAUCAAGAUGAUGAACCUGACUUGACCUUCGUUCGCCGUUUCGUCCUGGAACAUGCAAUCAAGUCGUACAAAGAUGCCAUUGCCUCGACAGAAGGUCUGCAGAUGAAAUACAGUCGGUUGCUUUGCCUUGCCGCCUUGUUCAACAGACUACUUACGAAGCCGGCUGUCCCUGAUGGUUCCCCCGGGUCCAAUAAUACGUCUUUCAAAGUGCUUGGGCGCAUGAUGUUCGAAAAGAAUUUGACCGCCGUCUUGACCAAUUCUUUGGCUGAGAUCGAUCUUUCAUAUUCCGGUUCGAAGCGGGUCAUCAAAUUCAUAUUGCGUCCGUUACAAGAGUUGACUACACUGGCGACCCAGCUCAGCUUGACUUCCCCUGAAUUACUGCAUCAGAUGACAGAUAACAUGUCUGAAGACAUCAUCUCGUCUGCUUCAUCUGUGUCUGAUGUCGAUGAAGAGCGCGAGGAAACCCCUGAUCUUUUCCGCAACUCUGCUCUUGGCAUGAUGGAUCCAAAUCAUAAUCAUGAGUCUGACUCCGAGUCGGACGAAGAUGAUGAGGACGAGGAGAUGUACGACGAAGAGUACGAUGAAGAAAUGGAAUACGAGAAUGGCAUGGUCGCUGGGGGUAACGAUGGAGAAGCUGUCAGCGACGAAGAAGUUGACGAUGAAAUGACAACGGACGGUCCAAUCGAAGGACUUCCUGGAGAUGUUCCUAUGGAGCUCGAAUUACUUGUCGAUGACCCUCACAUGGAAGUUGAUUCUGACGAUGAAGAGGACGAAGAUGAUGGAGAGUCGGAUUCGGAAGACGACGAUGGAGACGACGAUGAAGGCGAGGACUUUAUGAUCGAAGAAGAUGGCUCUGGAGAACUUAACGCCGACGAUGAGAAUGACAGCCUCAACGAUGGCCACGAAGGAGAUGAGGCUGAGUGGGAAGAUGAGGAUGAGGAAAACGAGGACGAUGAAAGUGAGGAUGAUGAUGGCCCUGGUGCGUUCGACGAUGACGAGAUGCCUCUAGAUGGUGCCCAACUUCGUGAAACCCCUGGGGUCUUCAGCAGUCUCCUCAGAGUCCUUGACAAUCACGACCUGGAUGGGCCUGUUGGGUUGUCAGCCAACAUUCCUCCGGAACUCAUUAUUCCUACUGGUGAUCCCGGUGAUGCUGGCGAAGACGAUGAGGACGAUGAGGACGAGGACGAGGACGAAGAAGGGGACGAAAUGGACGAGAACGAGUUUAUGGAGUUCGAUUUCGACCAUUUCCUAGCCGGACGGGGUGAUGAUGCCUUCGAUCCCGGCGACGGUCUUGUUUGGAAUGACAUGCCCCCUUUCACUCGCCGCCACCGUCCAAUGCGUGGUCCAGGCGGACACGGACCCAACUUCAUGGGCCGUCGCCUCGGUCAUGGACAAGAUAUGCAUCAUAUUCCACGCUCAGGCCGUCCAUCACAACACGGUCGUGCUGUUGGCGAUGACGGCACCAAUCCUUUGUUGCGUCGGCCCCAACCAGAACCAAGCAGGCAGCAGAGAAUCGAGUCUCUAGGCCACAACACCUUCUACCCGCAAGGCAUGGAAAAUUUUCCUGGAUUGGCCGGCUUCCCACCUUUGGGCACCUCUUUCCAAACUGUCGUUCGGAACAGCGAUGGCACUGAACCUCAUGGUUCUGUCUUGGAUGCCAUUGUGCAGGCUAUCCAUCGUGGUGACCCAGGAACUGGAGGUCGCAUGCAAUUCAGCAUGACUGCGCCUCUCGGCGAGAUUCGUGACAUUCUCCGACCGUCGAUGUCGGCAGUGGGUCACCGUCAUCAUGCUCGAGACGACUACCCACGCGCCAGCAGUUUCGUGCCUGCAACGACCAUGACAAGAUGGCAAGAAGAGGCUCGGAUUCUCUUUGGCAACACUUACGUCGACAAGAUCCAACGCGUUCAGAUCCUCAUUACCUCAUUACUAGUUCCUCCCGCUCAGCUAGAAGAGAAGGAAAAGCUUCGCAGGCGCGAGGAAAAGCUGAGACUCGAGCAAGAGACUCAAGAGAAACUUAGACUUGAGGCAGAGCGGAAGAAGAAAGAAGCUGAGGAGCAAGAAGCCGCCGCGAAGGCAGAAGAAGAACGUCUGAGGGCAGAGGCAGAAGCUGAACGUCUGGCGAGAGGAGAGGAUGAUGGCACCCUCAGCAAUACCAAUGCAGAUCCUGAACCCAUGGAAGACGUUCGGGGCGCUGAAGGUGCCAUUAGCGUUGAUGUAUCUGAAAAUGCCACAUCAGCAGCAGAUACCCGUCCACGGGUUUUCACCACGAUAAGAGGCCGACAGCUCGACAUCACGGGUCUUUCAAUCGAUCAUGACUACCUCGAGGCUCUUCCUGAAGAAUUACGGGAGGAAGUUAUCAUGCAGCAGUACGCUACCCGUCGGGAAGAGGCCCAACAAGAAGGCAAUACUGAUCCAAACGGAGGGAUUGACCAAGAUUUCCUCAAUGCCCUCCCCGAGGAGAUUCGCGAGGAACUCAGACAACAGGAGGCACAUGCACAGAGACGGCGGGAACGUGAGGCCGCUAGAAGACAGGCCUCUGCAGCAGCUGGUCAAGCACAGCCCGAGGAAAUGGACAAUGAUAAUUUCUUUGCCACCUUGGAACCGGACAUUCGUCGGGCUAUUCUCGCUGAGCAACCACCGGAAAUCUUGCGACAGCUCAAUCCUCGACAUGCUGCCGAAGGACGUGCACAUGCGAGACGUCUAAUGCAUUACACGGCCGUUGGAAAUGGAGAUUCUCGCGACGACCGAGCGAAUGAUGGCCCACAGCGUGAUAAGAAGCAAAUCAUUCAAAUGGUUGACAAGGCAGGGGUUGCUACUCUUCUCCGAUUGAUGUUUCUCCCUCAACAAGGAUCACUUCGGACGAAUCUUUGGGCAGUCUUGCGAAACAUCUGUGGUAAUCGACAGACGAGAUUCGAAGUCAUCCACCUCCUCCUCAUUGUUCUCAAGGAGGGUAGUACGGAUGUCAGCGCCGUCGAACGCUCUCUUGCAAAUCUCUCACUGCGAGCCAAGGCCACGGUCGGGCAGAAGACACCCCAACCGUUAAGACGCACACUAUCGAUGCCUGCUCAUGGUGGACUGAGUGACGAGGUCACGCCGUUGGUGGUUGUUCAACAAUGCCUUUCCGCCCUCAAACAGCUGUCCUCGAGUGGGAUGCAUAUUAGAACAAUCUUUCUCCGCGAAGUUGAUGUCAACAUGGUCUCCAAGAAAGGGAAGGCGAAAGCCGCAGAAGCAAAAUCGGCUAGAUACCCACUGAACGAUCUUGUGGGGCUUCUCGACCGCAAGUUGAUCGUUGAGAGCUCAACUUGCCUCCAAUCUCUUGCAGAAUUACUCGCUGCAGUGACCUCCCCCUUAGCGACACUGUUGAAAAAGGACAAAGAAAAGGUUUCGACUGAAAGCAAGGCGAUUGAGGACUCGAGUGGUGAUGCGACAGCAUCGACCGACUUGCCUCAACCUGCCACAAAUGAUACUCUGAACGAAGCAAGCGCCUUGAGUGAGACAGUAUCCCUUCAUGGUGUUGACGAAGCAGGCGCCGGUACCGAACCUACCUCGGAUAGCACAAAGAUCGACAACGUGGACGAGUCUGAGGAUAACAAAUCCAAAAAGACAUUCGAGCCCCCUGAAAUUUCGGAGCACAAUCUCAAACUGGUUGUUAGUAUUUUUGUCGCUCCCGAGUGUAAUAGCGACACUUUUCAUUCCACCUUGGAGACGCUGUCAAGCUUAUCAUGGAUACCGGGAACCGCUUCAGUCUUCAGUAAAGAGCUGAUAAGCCAUGUCAAGUCUCUUUCACAUUCCAUCAGCCUAGACCUGGAUGAUCUUUUGCCGCAUUUGAGGGAUGCACAGUCAAGCACAGACUUGCACAGCAUUUCUUCAUCAAAAUUUUCUCACUCAGGCUCUGACCAGGUCAAGCUGUUGCGAGUCCUUCAGGCUUUGGAUUAUCUCUCGGCCCCCAAGAAGGACGCAGAAGACGGUGAAGACAAUCCGGCCGUGAAGAGUAUCUUAACUUCAUCCUACGACACUCUUGCCCUCGGUCCUUUGUGGGCUAAACUGAGUGAUUGUCUAGCAACCAUCCGCGAGAAGGACAACAUUACAAGCUUUGCAAAUAUCCUCCUCCCCCUCAUUGAAUCUUUGAUGGUUGUUUGCAAGAACACCUCUCUCAAAGAUUCGGUGCUGGUCCGUCAAGUUAGGGAGCAUGCUGUGGGAAGUCCACCUCCGGAGUCCCUUAACGAUCUUGAAGAACUCUUUUUCAACUUCACCACCGAGCAUCGAAAGAUACUGAACGACAUCAUCCGUCAAUCUCCUAAGCUGAUGCAGGGCAAUGGUAGUUUUAGUCUGCUGGUCAAGAAUCCGAAAGUGCUCGACUUUGACAACAAGCGCGCUUACUUCACGAAACAAAUCCACUCUCGAUUACACCAGCAGAGACACAUUCAGCCGCCUUUGCAGCUCAGUGUUCGUCGUGAUCAAGUGUUUUUGGACUCCUACAAGGCGCUAUACUACAAGUCAGCUGAUGAGAUGAAAUAUGGCAAGCUCAAUAUCCGCUUCAGUGGCGAAGAAGGUGUUGAUGCGGGCGGUGUCACCCGUGAAUGGUUUCAGGUACUAGCACGUGGCAUGUUCAACCCUGACUGGGCCUUGUGGCAACCUGUGGCUGCAGAUCGCACCACUUUCCACCCCAAUCCCUUGAGUUGGAUCAAUGGCGAACAUCUUCUCUACUUCAAAUUCAUUGGUCGAAUCAUCGGCAAGGCUUUGCAUGAAGGCCGUGUCCUCGACGCUCACUUCAGCCGCGCUGUCUACAAGCGCCUUCUCGGCAAAGAAUCCAACCUCAAAGAUCUAGAGUCCAUGGAUCUUGAUUACUACAAGAGCUUGAUGUGGAUUCUACAGAAUGACAUCACAGAUGUCAUCACCGAAGACUUUUCGGUCAUUGAAGAGCAGUUUGGAGAAGAAAAGGUUGUGGACUUGAUCCCUGAUGGUCGAAAUAUUCCCGUCACAGACGAAAACAAGAUGGAAUAUGUCAAUGCUCAGGUACGCUAUCGGUUGACGACAUCAGUGAAAGAACAGCUUGAAUCAUUCGUUCGAGGUUUCCAUGACAUUAUUCCAGCCGAAUUAAUCGCCAUCUUUGACGAGCAAGAACUGGAGCUGCUCAUAUCGGGCCUGCCUGAAAUUGAUGUUGAUGAUUGGAGGGCUCACACGGAAUACCACAACUACACUGCCAACAGUCCUCAAGUCACCUGGUUCUGGCGUAUAGUCCGUGGUAUGAGCAACGAAGAAAAGGCCAAACUCUUACAAUUCGUCACUGGUACCAGCAAGGUUCCACUCAACGGUUUCAAGGAUCUAGAAGGAAUGACUGGGACGACAUUGUUCAGUAUCCACAAGGAUCCUAGCCAAUCACGCCUUCCAACCAGUCACACCUGCUUUAAUCAGCUUGACUUACCGGCUUACGAUGAUUAUGAUACUCUGAGGAGUAGUUUGAUGACAGCGAUUAAUCUUGGUGCAGACUAUUUCGGGUUUGCAUGAGUAGGGGGAGGUCGAUCAAAAAUGGGAUUGAUCUGGAAGAUUCGUCCUAAUGUCACCAUCAUGGCGUUAAACUGGCCUGAUUUUCUCAUACUCAUAGCUGCAGGACACUUGUGUAAAUGGGGCGCGUCACAUUUGCCUGUGUCAUAGGACACGUACAAUGGCAAGGUGGAACUGUAUGAAAAAUUGGAGAGCUGAUCAGACUAGGGGAGUCGGCAUAUCUUACAGUGGCCUUGCAAGGCAGGGAGGGGCUUUAUGAAUUGUGCAGAAUUCAAGGUCUUGCCCUGCCUCAAAGCGCCGUUGCUACUAGAUAGAUUAUGUAGGAAAUGAUUGAUUCCAUCAAG
Molecule: messenger RNA, 12893 nt
Organism: Exophiala mesophila
Lineage: Eukaryota; Fungi; Ascomycota; Eurotiomycetes; Chaetothyriales; Herpotrichiellaceae
Exons: 4
Coding region: 514-12552 (4012 amino acids)
Biological process (GO): proteasome-mediated ubiquitin-dependent protein catabolic process; protein polyubiquitination; positive regulation of protein catabolic process
Molecular function (GO): ubiquitin-protein transferase activity
Source: RefSeq, a predicted model, not a curated record